Molecule: messenger RNA, 1484 nt
Organism: Paramacrobiotus metropolitanus
Lineage: Eukaryota; Metazoa; Tardigrada; Eutardigrada; Parachela; Macrobiotidae
Product: glycoprotein-N-acetylgalactosamine 3-beta-galactosyltransferase 1-like
Exons: 5
Coding region: 193-1146 (317 amino acids)
Cellular component (GO): membrane
Molecular function (GO): N-acetylgalactosaminide beta-1,3-galactosyltransferase activity
Source: RefSeq, a predicted model, not a curated record
CAUUUCUCUAAGACCGCAUCUACCAUUGUUAGCUUCAUCUAGCUUUUCGUCACGGUAGACAGGUUGGCGUGCGUUAACCGUGACCCUCAAGUAACCCGAACACGAUUUCAGUGCCAAUCUGCAUGUACCGUAGAGCCAUCUACUUUGUGUACGAUAUAACAAUCAGCGAGAAGAAAUGGACAUGUUAAGACAAUGUAUCGUCCCCUCUCAAAGUAUCGAGCAUUAUUGCGGAAGGAGAUCUUUUUAGUCAAAUCUGGAAAAACGACAUUGAAAGUGGACAAAAUUGUCGUUUUUAUUUCGUGUGCCACAGUGCUCGUUUUCUUCGUGCGUUGGACAUGGCUGCAUACGAGUGAACACGGAGUGUAUCCACGAAAUCGGUCAAAUUAUACGGGUAAAAUUUUGUGCUGGGUGUUAACACAACCGGACAACAAGGAGAAAGCGUACGCUGUGAAACGCACAUGGGGAAAGCGGUGUGAUACACUGAUAUUUGUCAGCUCGGUAAACGAUACUGACCUGCCUGCAGUGGACAGCCAGGUGUUUGAAGAUCGCCGGUACCUUUGGGACAAAACGAAAUUUGGAUUUCGGUUCGCUUAUAAAAAUCAUCUCAGCACGCACGAUUGGUUUUUCAAGGCCGACGAUGACACGUACGUCGUGGUGGAAAAUUUGCGGUAUUUGCUGAAAGAUUAUUCUCCUGAACAGCCGGUGUUUUUCGGCAGCCAUUUUAGGCGUGUUGUUAGCAAUGGCUACAUGUCCGGCGGAGCCGGCUACGCCUUAAGCAAAGAAGCUGUGCGCCGUUUCGUGGAGAUUGGAUUAAUGCAAAAAAAGUGCAUUUCGAGGCAUCCUGACAUAGCGGAAGAUGUCGAAAUGGGCAAGUGCCUUCAAAAGCUUAGCGUUCUCCCUGGGGAUAGUCGAGAUGUGCUCAAAAGAGGAAGAUUUUUCCCCUUUACGCCAUCUAAGCAUGUGAAUACCGCCCAUAGAAAAGAGAAAAAGCUACAGUGGUAUUGGAAGAGUCUGUUUCACCCGGAAAAGGAAGGCAUUGAGUGCUGCUCCGAUAUGGCGAUUUCUUUCCACUAUAUCAAGCCAGAUCAGAUGUACGAAAUGGAAUAUCUGAUUUAUCAUUUGCGACCGAUACCGUCUACCGGCUGAAAGAAAAUGACUUAAUAUACGACUACGUAUUACCGUUAUUUCUAGAUAAACACAAGCAGCUGACACUUGGAAGCUUCAGAAACCUUACGCUAAACCUCGCUAAACUGUUGCAAAGUGGAUGUCUUGUACUGUAACGGAUUUGCGAAAUCUCACAAAUAAAAUCUGAUCGAAUUAAAGAAAGCAUUUAGACUUUGUGCGACAAUUAUUCCUGUUGCAGCGUGGUGCAUUGCAGUUGCAUAUUUGCUCAGUUUGACCGCUGCUUCUGUCCCUGGUCUUUUUGCAAUCAUCCACCGAAAGUCCUGGCGCUUCCAUGGCUUUGCCGCAACCCCGCGAAACCA